UUCACUCUUUUCUUGGUUUUUCAUGUUACUUCUUGCAAUAAUUUUCUUUCAGAUUAAUGUGGUUUUGGCUUCUGGUCACUGUCAAAGCGACCAGCAAGAAUUGUUGCUUCAAUUGAAGAAUAGGCUCAACUUCGAUUCCGAUCUAUCUCCCAAAUUGGUGAAGUGGAAUCAAAGCCUAGAUUGCUGCAUGUGGGAAGGUGUAACUUGUGAUGCCGGAGGUCAUGUUACGGAUCUUGAUUUGAGCGACAAAAGGAUUGUAGGAGGAAUUGACAAUUCAAGCAGUCUCUUUAAUCUCCAACAUCUCCAGAGUCUAAAUUUGGCAAACAACCACUUCACAUCUAACUUUCCUUCCAGGUUUGAUAAACUUUCAAACUUGAGUCAUCUUAAUCUCUCACAUGCUGGUUUCACAGGGCAAAUUCCAGAAGUGAUAACAAAUUUCACACAGCUUGUCUCUCUAGAUUUUUCAUCCAACAAUUUUUCUGGUCCAAUUCCAUCUUUUUCAUUUGCCAAAAAUCUUACCCACCUAAACCUUGCCCACAAUCAGUUAACUGGUUCAAUUCUCUCCACUAACUGGUCAAGUCUUUCCAAGCUUGAGUUUAUUAAUUUGAGAGACAAUGCACUAAGUGGAACUCUCCCCGCAACUUUGUUUGAAAUUCCAUCUUUGCAAAGUUUAAUACUCUCACAAAAUCAGUUCACUGGUGAAUUGCAUGAAACCCCAAAAUUAGCUUCCUCUACAUUGGAAUCCCUUGAGCUGGAUGGUAAUAUGUUGAAUGGAUCUCUCCCAAUGUUUGUAUUUGGACUCCAGAGCCUCCAGGUCCUCAUCCUCUCUUCCAAUAAUUUUAGUGGUCCAUUAAAUUUAAGUUCAAUUUUGAACCUCACGAAUCUUUCUACUCUUGAUCUCUCAUUCAAUAGCUUGUCCAUCAAUGCAACCAUUUCCGAUCAUGUUUCUGUUUCCCAAAUUCAAACAUUAAAAUUAGCUUCUUGCAACCUGGAAAGAUUCCCAAAUUUCUUGGAGGAGCAAUCCAAACUAUCAAUUUUAGAUCUUUCGGUUAACCAGAUUUAUGGGGAAAUACCUAAUUGGGUUUGGACUAGUUUGUCUCUUGAUUACUUUAAUCUUUCUCACAACAAGCUGGUGAAUUCCCAAAGACCUCUGCAAGCUUCAAAUUCUUCGUUGUCUGUCUUAGAUCUUCAUGACAACAAAUUGCAAGGUCAACUACCCAAGCUCUCGCCAUAUUUAAAAUAUGUAGAUUACUCAAGCAACAAUUUCAGCUCUAUUACACAAUUCUACAGCAACUCAAGUACCAUUUCCAUCAUCCUUCUUUCCAACAACAGCCUUCGGGGAAGUAUUCCUGAAUCAAUUUGCGGUGCUACAAAUCUUCAAAUCCUUGAUUUGUCAAAUAAUUACCUGAAUGGCACUAUUCCUCAAUGCUUGAAUGAGAUGGAGUCUCUUAAGGUGUUGGGCCUGAGUAGAAAUAACCUCAAUGGCAACAUCUCUGAUAAAUUUUCAAGUAAUUGUUCGCUACAAACACUAAACCUCGAUGGAAACCACUUGGAAGGGAAGGUUCCUAUAUCUCUAGCCAACUGUGCAAACUUGGAGGUCUUAGACCUUGGGAACAACCAGAUCAGUGAUACUUUUCCAUGCCAUUUGAAGAACAUGUCUAAAUUGCGAGUCUUGGUAUUGAGGUACAACAACUUUCAUGGGUUGAUUAAUUGCCUGGAUGACAAUUCCUCCUGGUCAUUACUUCAAAUUGUCGAUCUUUCUUCUAAUCAUUUUAGGGGAGAAUCGCCUGAUCGUUGGUUACAAACCUGGAAGGCAAUGAUGGAUGCUUCGGAUGAGCUCAAAGUCCUUGUUUUGCAGGAUAAUUUCACUCCUCAUUUCUUCCAAAAUGGAGAUUUCCCUCUGUCGACUGCUGGUGUCCAUAACUUUCCGGUCCUCCUGCCGACACCUAACUUUCAUCGCCGUUCUUAGUCGAUUUCUUGAGGAUCAACGAUCGUAAUGGGUCCAAUUCAGAAAAGCCGCAAUUUCAAUAUGCUGCUCUUUUCACUGGAACCGGCUGCGAAUUGCUGUUACUUGGCCGGCGUAACCUGCGGCAACCGGGACCCAAUUAUUGGACGUUGAAGGUAGUGAGUAGCGGAUAUCAGUUGAAUGGAAAUCGAAAACUCAAGCGAUUCGUGUGAUCUUUCAUCAUCUUCAGAGCGUCAAUUUAAAGCUAUGUGGCCUGAGAAUAUAACUGCUGGAGUUAGGUUGAGUCCUGGUGGCCUUUAUAGUAUUAAGAGCUAUUGAAGGAGGAAUAGAAAAGAGAACGGAAGUCAAGUUCAUAAUUUUCUUGAAAGCAUAUAUCGAAGAAUAAAUUGAUUAAUUAUAG
Messenger RNA from Rubroshorea leprosula, 2366 nucleotides. Lineage: Eukaryota; Viridiplantae; Streptophyta; Magnoliopsida; Malvales; Dipterocarpaceae. The record is from the annotation of a GenBank genome assembly.